AUGCAGCAGCCGCCAGCGAGCAGCGGGACGGCAAGUUUGCGUCCUGUAUGGAAGAGGAAGACCUCGAACUGGUCCAUCGUAUUUGUUGUUGUCCAAUACAUCGCCAUCCUCGUCGCUUUCAUCUUGUUUGCAGCGCAUGAGAGCGGCGAAAUGAAGAAGGACGUGAGGAAAGCAGGACCCCCUGACUCGCUCUCGGUCAUGAAGGUUGCCAGCAAGGAGGAGCCGAGAGAGCUGCACUCGAAGCCGGUGAUGAGGAAGCGAAACAUGGUGGAGGAGCACAGGAGCAACCGAUCCCUGAAUACGAAGAAGGCUCUGUCCCGGAUAUCCCAGGGGGGCAAGGGGAGAGGAGACUGA
Guillardia theta CCMP2712 is the source of this 354-nucleotide messenger RNA. RefSeq lists its product as hypothetical. The record is from RefSeq and is a predicted model, not a curated record. The transcript has a single exon. The coding region runs from base 1 to 354 and encodes 117 amino acids. NCBI's taxonomy places the organism in Eukaryota, Cryptophyceae, Pyrenomonadales, Geminigeraceae.